AUGUCGUCAGUUGACAUACCGUCAACCAUAAUAACUGUCACUAGCUUAAUCAGGGAAGAUGACGGGGAUAGGGCCAAUGACGACGACGAGGACAACAACAGCCGCAACAACUUCACCCCGAAGAAAAACAACAACAACAAUAAUAAUAAUCACAGCAACAGUGGCACUAAAAGUAAACUUAGAAUAAAAAUCGAAACUCCUACGAGCUAUAAUUGUUUCGAUACUGAAUGUUCAAACCAGAAAUACUUCUACACAGUCAUCAACACCGUUGAUAACAGCUUGUCAAACAACAACACCAGUAACAUUAGCAACUACAACGACUUCAAAGACAUCAACAACAACAAAGACAUCAACAACAACAUCAAAGACAUCAACAACAACACCUACAAUAUCAACAAAUUUGCAUGCACUGAAUAUGACUCAAAUGAUCAUACCUCUAUCAUCAUCAAUGACGUCAUCUAUAACAUCAGUAGUGCCAGCAACAAAAUUAAUGCCAUUGUCAUCAACAUCAACAGUUGCAGCAACAUCAACAGUUACGGCAACACCAACAACAUUAUUAACAUCAACAACAAAAACAUCAACAACAAUAUCAUCAACUUCCAAAGCACCAAUUGCUGGCUCUUCAUUGAAACUUCCUAA
Helobdella robusta is the source of this 639-nucleotide messenger RNA. RefSeq lists its product as hypothetical. Bases 1 to 639 code for a protein of 212 amino acids. The transcript has 3 exons. NCBI's taxonomy places the organism in Eukaryota, Metazoa, Annelida, Clitellata, Rhynchobdellida, Glossiphoniidae. The record is from RefSeq and is a predicted model, not a curated record.